AUGCUUGUCGAGGACGAGGAGGGCGAUCGUGCCUCUUUCGAGGACGCGUAUUUUGCAUUAUCGGCAAAAAUCCGAGAAUUGUUAUUCGCGCCAACUCAUUCGAAUCGAGGCGUCGUCAAUCCAUCACCUUCGAAUGUAUCAGACACACGAGAGUCCGCGAUGCACGUGAGGUUACCUAAGCUCAAUCUUCCGACUUUUAGCGGCAAGCGAAGCGGCUGCGUCAUAAGCUCGCUGGAGAUUUCCGAUCUCAAUUAUGAAGUAGCAUGGAAAUUGUUGCGAGAUCGGUACGACAACAAACGAGUAAUCGUGCAUACGCACAUCAAAGCAAUCAUGGAGCUUCCAUGUUCGGUCAAGGAAAAUUCGAGCGAGCUGAGACAAAUCGCGGACGGCGCGUCCAAGCACAUACGCGCUCUUCAAGCUUUGAAACGUCCGACAUCUCAUUGGGAUGACCUGCUCGUGCACAUCCUAAGCGCUAAACUCGACGCGGUCACUUUGCGAGAGUGGCAAACAUCGUUGACCGGUACAGAGCUUCCCAAUUUACAUUUUUGCCAGGGUAGUCAUUCUAUCUACAAAUGUAAAGAUUUUCUAGCACUCUCAGUGUCCAGUAGAAAUUCCGAAAUUCGCAAGCGCAAGAUUUGCAUCAAUUGUUUGCGUUCCACCGAGCAUAAAGCUAGCCAAUGCCCAUCAGGCACUUGCAGAACAUGCAAAGGUAAGCACAAUACGCUUCUGCACGCGACGAAUGUGCAGGAGCACGAGCAAGAAAAACGCCAAGAGGAGGCAUCAGCAUUGUCUCCAACGGCUCUAGUCAUGCAUGCGCAUAAUUCUCCGGAAGAUCAAUGCGUCGUGCUCUCCACAGCUGUCAUCCACGUUCAUGAUGGCGGGGGGAGGCGCAUCGCUUGCCGAGCCUUACUCGAUUGCGGCUCGCAGGCUAAUUUCAUUUCUAAAAAGUGUUUGCUUGAACUCGGCUUAAAACCACAGUCAACUAGCAUAUCUAUUUCAGGUAUAAACGGGACAAUCAGUGCAUCUACUCAGAUCGUCCGCCUGAAAUUCCAAUCUCGGUUGAAUUCCUACUCGGCUGUCAUUGAUUGUAUAGUGACGGAGCAAAUAACGGACAGACUUCCUGCUCUUACUAUCGAUCGGAAUAAGAUCAACAUUCCCGGCAAUCUAAAAUUGGCAGACCCGCAUUUCUUCAAAUCGUCAACUGUCGACAUCCUACUAGGCGCUGACAUUUUUUGGGAACUAUUAUGCGUGGGACAGGUGCAAUCAUCGCCGAGGCACCCAACGCUCCAAAAGACUCGCUUAGGGUGGAUUGUAGCCGGUCGAAUCGGCCUCUCUUCUUCGGCCCCGCGGAGGAUACGUUCUCUGCAUACCACCAUUACUAACGCGCAGUUGCACGAUCAGCUGAGUCGGUUCUGGCAACAAGAAAAUUCGUACAACGAUGUCAGUAACCACACUCUAGUCGAAGCUCAUUGUGAGCAACAUUUCUUGGAUAACGUUUCUCGUGAUCAAACCGGUAGAUUUAUAGUAAAACUCCCACUGAAGGAGCAGCUGAUCGCUAAGAUCGGCGAUUCAAGGGAUACCGCGUUAAAACGUUUGCAAGGCAUGGAAAGGCGUUUCCAACGCGCUCCCAAUCUCAAAGCACAGUACGUAGAGUUCAUGAAUGAAUACGCAUCUCUAGGGCACAUGAAAGUCGCGAACAUUGAAUCAGACGAGGAUUCAACAUCGUUCUACUUACCACACCACUGUGUGUUUAAGACUGCAGACAAGAAUUCGAAAAUUCGCGUGGUCUUCGACGCGUCGUGCAAGAGCAGCACAGGCGUCUCGCUCAACGACGCUCUCACAGUAGGGCCUGUCGUACAGCAGGAUUUAAUGUCAAUCCUGUUACGUUUUCGUACGCAUCGAUACGCCGUUUCGGCUGAUAUAAUCAAGAUGUACAGACAAAUUCUGGUAGACCCGUCGCAAACAAGGUUGCAAAAAAUUCUAUGGCGAACCGACGUCCAGUCUGAUGUCACGACAUACGAAUUAACGACGGUCAUGUACGGUACGUCUUCGGCGUCAUAUCUCGCAACGAGAUGCCUCAAAUAUCUAGCGGAACAGUACGCAUCAGAAUUUCCAGUAGGGUCGAAAUGCGUGGAACGUGAUUUUUACGUCGACGAUCUGCUCACAGGAGCGGAUACGAUCACGGAUGCAGAAUCAGUAAUACGAGAAACUACUCAGUUACUCCAGUUAAGCUCGUUCAAACUCAGUAAAUGGGCAUCAAAUUGCUCGCAGCUUUUGCCGGGCGCGGAGGGUCAUUCUAGAAACCUAGUGCCUAUCGGUGAUAGUGCUCUCUCACGCGUCCUCGGGAUCCACUGGGAUCAAAACAAUGACGAAUUAUGUUUCUUUCAUGAGGACAAUGUAGACUAUUCCUCCAUAUCGAAACGUGUAAUACUUUCAGAAACCGCCAGGUUAUAUGACCCACUAGGACUGCUCAGACCUGUUAUUGUCGUCGCGAAAAUUAUCAUCCAGGAAUUAUGA
Cyphomyrmex costatus is the source of this 2517-nucleotide messenger RNA. RefSeq lists its product as uncharacterized. NCBI's taxonomy places the organism in Eukaryota, Metazoa, Arthropoda, Insecta, Hymenoptera, Formicidae. Bases 1 to 2517 code for a protein of 838 amino acids. The record is from RefSeq and is a predicted model, not a curated record. The transcript has 3 exons.